ACUGGUGUCAAGUAGAAACACAAUGUCGAGGGCUGGAAGUGAAAUGGAAAUGAGUGAGGACGAGUUACGUGAAGUGGAAGGUGUAGUGAAGAGCUCGGGAACCGGAGCCUCACAUAAACGGACAUGUUAAAGAAGAGUCUGGUCCAGUAGGAGGGACAUUUUUGGAGAGUAAGAUCCUGGCCUUUUUGGCGGGUCCAUUUGUUUUUUGGCGGGUCCAUUUGUUUUUUGGCGGGUCCAUUUGUAGUUUCAGUGUGGGUGUAAAAUGAGUUGAGUCAGUGAAGGUAAUCUGUAGUGGGCUUGUGAUGUGUUCUUCUUCCGCCUUGGAGGGAGCUGGCGCUUAAUAUCGCGCAAUUCGGUACAAGAUCGGUUGUUUGAUUUGUCCUUAAGAACAGGGCGCCAUUGAAAGGAGUGAUUACCGGGGAAGCUGUAAAUGUGAAGGGGAACCAGUCGAGGGGGGAAAAUCCCCCCCCCCCCCCCACCUCGUCGUUUGUUGCGAUGUAGGCACGGUGGAGUGAAUGGUGAGACAGAACAGUCAGUAGCUCUAUUCGGACGUGAUAAUAUAACCAUGAUAAUAUGAAACAGGUUCAGGGAUAAAAGUGUGUUUGACUAAAUAUCCAAAACAAAGAGGAAGACAUAAUACAAACUGUGGUCCCCAUUCAAAUCACAUUGGACCAAUCAUGACAGGUGAAAACUAGUGAGGUCAUUUCACAGGUCCAAUGGCAGCCGUGGUGAAGUCCGAGCCGCUUGAGAGCGAUAUUUAUCCAGAAAUGGAACACUGUCACUCAUUCUCCUUCAGUUGCCCAACUCAUAAAAUAACCAAAGAGGAAAUCACCUGCACCAAACCUGGAACAAUAUGGAGAGCUCUUGAAACUAAUGACACAUUCAAGGAGUUAAACCAAAUGGACAGGAAGACACCGAAAGGGAAAGACAUUGUCAUCAAGAGUUGUAAGGGGUACAUAGUGAAGCACUUUCCAUGUUGGCUGAUCAAAGAGGAUGACCGUCUCACUAUUGAGAUGGUCACACAUGCCACAGAUGAACCUGCAGGGGUCACGGAUCAGGAAACAGACAAUUAUGUCACUUUCUCUGUUGAGACAACGGGAGGGAAAAACAGUAAAUCAAAACAAAUACUUGGAAACAAACAACUGGAGUCCUACGGACCUCUAUGUGUCUAUGCAAAACAGAAGGACGAAGUGAAGAAGGCUCUACGAAAUGAUGGACGCUUCUCAAACAUUGUGUUUGAACAGAAAUGCCAGCUCUCUGAGCGAUCAUCAGGAAGCAAGGUUUCAAUGGGGCAAAUUGCAAAAAAACUUAAUGGUAGAAACUUUGAAAUGUGUCUGACAAAACAGAAGGAGAAAAUGGCAAUUAAGAUGGAAACAUCUGAAUCCACAAUAAAAACUAAAAACAUUAUAACCACGCAAACAUCUCUGUUCAACCCAAGCCCUGACUCUGAAGGAGACGGCACACAGAUGCCUCCAUCGACGCUAACAACUGAAACAUCAGAUGUAGGGGAGUCCUCUUCGAGAAGAAAGCAGAAACGAAAAUGCAUUCCCGUGCCAAAACAUGGUGAAAUAUUGACGAUCCUUCGCAACCAGUUUGAUGAUCUGGUGAAGCAGAUGGAAAGUAGGAGGGAAUACAGCCAACAGAAGAUAUUUCCUGAAGAGUUGGAUCUCAUGAAGCAGGAAUUCGGGAAAAUCAGACAAAAGUUCUCUGAGGUUCACAGAGUGAAGAAAUUGAUUGAACUUGGUGCCUCCGUUUGUCAGGUGAUUGUUGAAGGUGUUCAGGGUGUUCAGGGGACAGGCUUCGUGCUGUUUGACAACUACAUCCUAACAAAUGCACAUUUGUUUGGUGAAAAUGUAAGAGAAAACUUACAGUUGUUAGUCGAUGUAUCUGUGAAGUUCAACUAUGAAAAUCCAAAUGGAGCCGAUGUGAACGUAUUCAGAGCAAAAACCCUGCUGAUCGACUUUCAAUAUGGACAUCAGGGAAAAUAUUAUAUCGACUAUGCCAUACUGGAGAUGGAUCCUCAGAAUAAGAAGCAACAGAAAAAGGUUCCUCCUGGUCUCCUCCGUGAAUAUGGCCCAGUCCCAGCAUGCGGUGGGGCCUGCCUCAUUGGACACCCAGGUGGACUGGUGAAACAAAUGGAGCCCACCUCCAUCAUUGGCAGUGAGAUAAGAGAGGAGGCGGCGAAUAAAUAUAAACGGGAAAAGGGACAUGCAAUCUUCACAAUAAACGACGCCCUUGAAAAACAGAAAAAGCGCUACGAGGAAGUGAUGCAGGAGAACAAGGACGACUUUGUGACCUACAACACCUCCUUCUUCCAUGGAUCUUCUGGCUCGCCAGUCUUCGAUGAGCUUGGUCGAGUGUUUGGCAUACAUACUGGUGGCUUUGAAUAUGAGGAUAAGCGCACGCAGAGCAAACAGAGUGUGUUAGAGUACGCCCUCCCUCUGCUCACCAUAUUACGGAACUUUGUCAUCCGUUUGGAGGAGGACAACAAUCAGGCAGUUUUGAAAAGAGUUAAGGAAGAGGCACAGAAAAACCUCUUCCUGUUUGAUGCUCUUUUCAAGACUAAUGGUGAUGAGCCUAUGGAUAUGUCGUAGGAGAUUGUUGCAAAUACAGAUAAUUCAAUGCCACCCAGUGGUUGUCCUGGGAACAACACAACAAUGCCACCCAGUGGUUGUCCUGGGAACAACACAACAAUGCCACCCAGUGGUUGUCCUGGGAACAACACAACAAUGCCACCCAGUGGCUGUCCUGGGAACAACACAACAAUGCCACCCAGUGGUUGUCCUGGGAACAACACAACAAUGCCACCCAGUGGUUGUCCUGGGAACAACACAACAAUGCCACCCAGUGGUUGUCUUGGGAACAACACAACAAUGUCUAUUAAGAAUUCAGAGGGAGGCUGCAAAUACUGUAAUAGUCAGUAUUCAUGUUAAACCAUUCCACUAGUGCCUUUCAGGGUAUUGAUAAUAUUACUUGUCCUAGGUCAAAGGUACAUGUUUUAUUUGAUAUAUAUAAACCACUGGUUCCUUAUGAAGUACUCUGCAUUUCUGUGAAGCAUGGUUUCUUUUUAAAAAGAUACUUCGGUCUCAGUGGGCCUUCUCUGCAAAAAUAAACAUUUAAUAGAUUCAGACAUCUACCUAGAUCAGAUUGCAACUAUCUAAAUAUUGUUUUUAUUGUGUUCUACAUUUUGAUUACUUGUCUUUUUCUUUAACUUUGUUGAAUAGAGUAAUGUGGAAUAGAAUCAUGUUGAAUAGUCAUGUUGAAUAGAGUGAAUAGAGUCAUGUUGAAUAGAGUGAAUAGAAUCAUGUUGAAUAGAGUCAUGUUGAAUAGAAUCAUGUUGAAUAGAAUCAUGUUGAAUAGAGUGAAUAGAGUCAUGUUGAAUAGAAUCAUGUUGAAUAGAGUCAUGUUGAAUAGAAUCAUGUUGAAUAGAAUCAUGUUGAAUAGAGUGAAUAGAGUCAUGUUGAAUAGAAUCAUGUUGAAUAGAGUGAAUAGAGUCAUGUUGAAUAGAGUCAUGUUGAAUAGAAUCAUGUUGAAUAGAGUGAAUAGAGUCAUGUUGAAUAGAGUCAUGUUGAAUAGAGUCAUGUUGAAUAGAGUCAUGUUGAAUAGAAUCAUGUUGAAUAGAGUCAUGUUGAAUAGAAUCAUGUUGAAUAGAGUCAUGUUGAAUAGAAUCAUGUUGAAUGUGUUGAAUAGAAUCAUGUUGAACAGAGUCAUGUUGAAUAGAGUGAAUAGAGUCAUGUUGAAUAGAAUCAUGUUGAAUAGAGUCAUGUUUAAUAGAAUCAUGUUGAAUGUGUUGAAUAGAAUAAUGUUGAAUAGAAUCAUGUUGAAUAGAAUCAUGUUGAAUGUGUUGAAUAGAAUCAUGUUGAAUGUGUUGAAUAGAAUCAUGUUGAAUAGAGUCAUGUUGAAUAGAAUCAUGUUGAAUAGAAUCAUGUUGAAUAGAGUCAUGUUGAAUAGAAUCAUGUUGAAUAGAGUCAUGUUGAAUAGAAUCAUGUUGAAUAGAAUCAUGUUGAAUGUGUUGAAUAGGAUCAUGUUGAAUAGAAUCAUGUUGAAUGUGUUGAAUAGAAUCAUGUUGAAUAGAAUCAUGUUGAAUGUGUUGAAUAGAAUCAUGUUGAAUAGAAUCAUGUUGAAUGUGUUGAAUAGAAUCAUGUUGAAUGUGUUGAAUAGAAUCAUGUUGAAUAGAGUGAAUAGUCAUGUUGAAUAGAGUGAAAAGUCAUGUUGAAUAGAUUCAUGUGGAAUAGAGUCAUGUGGAAUAGAAUCAUGUUGAAUAGAGUGAAUAGAAUCAUGUGGAAUAGAGUGAAUAGAAUCAUGUUGAAUAGAGUGAAUAGAAUCAUGUGGAAUAGAGUCAUGUUGAAUAGAGUGAAUAGAAUCAUGUGGAAUAGAGUCAUGUUGAAUAUGUUGAAUAGAGUCAUGUUGAAUAGAAUCAUGUUGAAUAGAGUCAUGUUGAAUAGAGUCAUGUGGAAUAGUCAUGUUGAAGAGUGAAUAGAAUCAUGUGGAAUAGAGUCAUGUUGAAUAUGUUGAAUAGAGUCACUACUCUUGUUCUCUUCUGAGACGGUGACUUCCUUUGUAGCUCAGUUGGUAGAGGAUGGUUCGAUUCCUGGGACCACCCAAACUUACAAAACAAGAUUUUAUGCACGCAUGACUGUAAGUCUCUUUGGAUAAAAGCGUCUGCUAAAUGGUAUAUUAUAUUAUAUUACUUCAUGGAUCCAUCGUUUUGCUUUCUUGGUUUGACAUGUAAAGGUUAAUCAUGAGUACAAUGUGGUCACUGUGAUUACACUGGAAUACUGUAUGCAUCAUUUAGACAUUGUUACAACUCAUGAAAUGACAACAAUCAUGUAUAAAACUAGUGACAGACUGACUAAUCAAUAAAUGUGUUGACAAUUACA
Molecule: messenger RNA, 4880 nt
Organism: Oncorhynchus kisutch (coho salmon)
Lineage: Eukaryota; Metazoa; Chordata; Actinopteri; Salmoniformes; Salmonidae
Product: protein FAM111A
Exons: 3
Coding region: 717-2594 (625 amino acids)
Biological process (GO): DNA replication
Cellular component (GO): chromatin; nucleus
Source: RefSeq, a predicted model, not a curated record